This is a messenger RNA of Cricetulus griseus (Chinese hamster), 1065 nucleotides long. The record is from RefSeq and is a predicted model, not a curated record. NCBI's taxonomy places the organism in Eukaryota, Metazoa, Chordata, Mammalia, Rodentia, Cricetidae.
AUGGCCAGGCCACUGUGGACAUUGUGUAGGCAACACUCCGCACUUCGCCAAGCGACUUUUCUUCUCAUUGCUCUUCUCUUGGCUGUUUUUGGUUAUGGCUACUGGCACCAAAAGAGCCAGAUUCACAAACGCGAGCUAAUCACGACGGGCAUGGCUUCUACAGGAAAGUAUAGGCAGCGAGAUAAACAACUAUCAAAACUGAUAUACCCCCAGCCAAGUGUGCUCAGACCCGCUAGGAGGGGUGUCCCUGUGCUGACCAGCUGGCUUGCCCCGAUUGUGUGGGAUGAGACUUUCAAUAUCGACAUCUUAAACAAGCAGUUCCAACUCCAGAAUGCCACCAUCGGAUUGAGUGUGUUUGCUUUAAAAAACUACACGGUAUACCUGGAGCAGUUCCUGAGGUCUGCAGACACAUUCUUCAUGGUGGAACACAGGGUGAACUACUACGUCUUCACUGAUCAGCCUCACACAGUUCCUCACAGCUCCCUCCGAAAUGGAAGAAAAGUGAUCACCUUCCAGAUCCCGAGUUUUGAGCGCCCACAGGACAACGCCAUGCAGCGUAUGGAGGUUAUCAGCGUCUAUUCCAAGCAGCGUCUUCAUGAGGAGGUGGCUUAUUUUGUGUGUUCUGAUGUGGACGUCACCUUCCAGCAUGCCGUGGGCGUGGAGAUUCUCUCUCCUUUGUUCGCCACCCUCCAUUUGAGCUUCUACAGGGUCAUUCGGGAUGCUUUCCGCUACGAACGCCGGCCUAAGUCACAAGCUUACAUCCCAAAGGAUGAGGGCGACUUUUAUUACACAGGGUCCUUGUUUGGGGGAUCAGUGGCAGAGAUACAGAGGCUCACUGCAGCCUGUCACCAGAUGAUUGAAACAGAUAAGUCCAACAACAUUGAGGCCCUGUGGCUCGACGAGAGUUACCUGAACAAGUACCUGCUUUACCACAAACCCACCAAGAUCCUUUCUUUAGAGUACAUGUUCAAUAGCAAGUUAGCUUAUGAGAGGUGGGCGAGCGAUCACCUCGAUUUGUUCAGUCUCAUCAGGGUUGCCAAAAUCUUGGAGUUGCCAAAACAAUGA